UUGCGAAUGUUCUCAAUUCCCUUGAAAUAAUCUAAUUAGAUAAUUUUCUAAUUUCUAUCAUUUAUUUUUCGAGUAUAUUGAAUUUUUCAAAGAACUAUACAGUUGCGUUAAAUAGCUUUGCACCGUUAUUGCAUACGGUUAUAACAGGAGAGAAGUGGCAUUAUAGAAAAGACCUAUUUGCAUUCCGUGCUGGUAACCUCUCGACGGUCUUAACGGGCGUUGAGCUGAUUCGCAAUAAAAAUAAUUAUACACGAAGAUGCCGCAUUUUCGCAUUGAAACUAACGUGCCCAAAGGUAAAAUACCCGCUGACCUACCGGCUAAAAUUGCGCAAACCCUUUCCAAAGUUCUGGCGGGUAAACCACUCAACUAUUGCGCAGUGACGGUAGUCGGCGACGUAAACACCUCGUUUGGGGGCGACGCAACUAAGCCCGCUGCUCAAGCUACACUCAUGAGCAUCGGAGCGCUCGGACCAAAGGAAAACGUCAAAAUAUCCAAGGCCUUGGCUGAGGUUGUGGAACAGUCGAUCGGGGUGCCGAGCGACAGGAUGUACAUCCAUUUCCAGAAUGCAGCGGCCAGCGAUGUGGGUUACAAUGGUACGACAUUCGGGGAAAUCUUCGGCGGUUAAGCCGUUUGUCCAAGCUCUCCCAAUAACAUCUAAAAAGUCACCCAGGGGCCUAAAUUUUCAGAAAAACUACAAUUUAUUGAGUGUUCCUGUUUUUAUUGCUUUUAUUUUUUAUUUGAGUCCGUUUUGUGUAAAACAAUACUAUGCUCUAAGUGUUUUGUUUGAAUAAAUAUCUUUGGUUCAGCCUUA
Messenger RNA from Cylas formicarius (sweet potato weevil), 811 nucleotides. Its product is annotated as macrophage migration inhibitory factor homolog. Gene Ontology annotation, molecular function: phenylpyruvate tautomerase activity; cytokine activity. The transcript is spliced from 3 exons. Lineage: Eukaryota; Metazoa; Arthropoda; Insecta; Coleoptera; Brentidae. The record is from RefSeq and is a predicted model, not a curated record. Bases 257 to 625 code for a protein of 122 amino acids.